Messenger RNA from Gossypium raimondii (Peruvian cotton), 1300 nucleotides. Its product is annotated as deSI-like protein At4g17486. Gene Ontology annotation, molecular function: deubiquitinase activity. Lineage: Eukaryota; Viridiplantae; Streptophyta; Magnoliopsida; Malvales; Malvaceae. Gene Ontology annotation, biological process: protein deubiquitination. Bases 314 to 997 code for a protein of 227 amino acids. The record is from RefSeq and is a predicted model, not a curated record. The transcript has 5 exons.
AGGUAAACAAAAAAACAGACCAAAAAGGCAAAGAAAGAUUUUUAGAUUAAAUUAAAACGAGACCAUAAUUCUAAUUUCUAAAUUGUUUUACUUUUUAUGCUAGACGAAGUGAUCUUGAACUUCACUUUAUCUGUGAAAAACCUUCAUUGAUCCAUGCAGAUUCUAAAUACAAACAACAAAGUUGCUUGAAUUAAGUUGUCUGGAAAAAAAAAACCCAUUCUUUCGUUGAUCUCUGCUCCAAAAGUUGUCACCUUUAAUCUCUCUUCGUCUCCUCUUCUUAGAUUGAAGAAUCAAGGUUAGAUUUUAAGGCACAAUGCGGUUGUUUCCAUCAAAUUCGAGUGUGAAAAAGAGGCAGAGUAAUGGGGGAAGCAAUGGUGCUUUGUUGUAUCUCAACGUCUAUGAUCUCACACCUAUGAAUAACUAUCUUUUCUGGUUCGGGCUCGGGAUUUUCCACUCCGGUAUCGAAGUUUAUGGUUUGGAGUAUGGCUAUGGAGCACACGAGUACCCUACAAGUGGAGUGUUUGAAUUGGAACCGAGAAGUUGUCCUGGUUUCAUCUUCAGACGUUCAGUAUUAUUGGGCACCACUAACAUGUGUCGUUCAGAAUUUCGGUUAUUUAUUGAACAGCUUUCGCAAAAGUACCAUGGGGACAUGUAUCAUUUGAUCACUAAGAAUUGUAACCAUUUCACCGAUGAAGUAUGCCUGCAGCUAACUGGAAAGCCUAUUCCUGGGUGGGUAAAUAGACUGGCUAGACUAGUUUCAGGUUCAUUUUGUAACUGUCUACUUUCGGAAAGCAUUCAGGUUACUGCAGUUCGACAUCUUCCUGACAAUCCAGCAUAUUCUGAUGAUGAGAGAUUAGAUUCUGCUGCAAUGUCGUUAACAGCAGAGAGUGAGGAAGAGGAAGAGGAUGGAGUCACAGAUCAUCAUCUGCUGACUAUACCAAAUAGCAAUGUUGCAUUUCUCAAAGAAAAGACAGUGUGGCUUACCAGAGAACUAUGAUUUCCCCCUGGACUGUAAUUGUUUCUUUUGUGGGUCUUUAUUCGUUCUUGUAGCAUACAUUCGCAAAUGCAUGACAGUGUAUCAGAUUCAGAUAUCUUCAAGGUUCAGUGAUGAUGCUAUGGGCUUCAUUUUUAUUCAAAAAUGUUCUGCCGUGCCCGAACAUAUUCAUUUACUACCCUUAAAGACAUGGGUGGCCCGAGUCUGUACCAUUAUAUGUUGUAUUUUCUUCAUCUCUUUGUCAAAAGACUAUUAUAUACGAUUUCUAUAUGCUUCGAGAUUAAUUGAAGCUGAAAGUUUGAAUUU